Pyricularia pennisetigena is the source of this 2580-nucleotide messenger RNA. RefSeq lists its product as uncharacterized. The transcript has 3 exons. The coding region runs from base 1 to 2580 and encodes 859 amino acids. Gene Ontology annotation, cellular component: DNA ligase III-XRCC1 complex. Gene Ontology annotation, biological process: DNA biosynthetic process; mitochondrial DNA repair; double-strand break repair via alternative nonhomologous end joining. The record is from RefSeq and is a predicted model, not a curated record. NCBI's taxonomy places the organism in Eukaryota, Fungi, Ascomycota, Sordariomycetes, Magnaporthales, Pyriculariaceae. Gene Ontology annotation, molecular function: DNA binding; DNA ligase (ATP) activity; ATP binding.
AUGGGCAGCCCUGCGAAAAAGAGGAAGCUAAAUGGCGAUACAAAGGCCACGCCGCCUCGAGGGCUGGAAUACUUUUUUGCCAAGCAAAAGCAAAAGCCGCCAGAGCCACGGUUGAAUGAACAAGUCGCCACAUCCAGUCAGGUUUUGAGUGACGAGGAGCUUGCUCGUAAACUGCAAGAAGAAUGGAACAGGGAGGACGUUGUUCGUGACGGAGCCCAAGGGGUAUCAUCUACGGACAGCGAAGGUGCUGCUUCACGAAAUGUGGAUGAUUCCAACCUGGGCGGGCCUCAUCUCGCCGCUAGCAAUCCAAUAGUCGAUGGUAGCGCCCUUAAUGUGACUGCGAGUUCAACAAAGACCAACACUCUUACACUCCAGUCUGCUGCGUCUGUCGAGGAUACAAUUUCCUCCGUAAUCCCUCUUGACGAAAGUCCAUUGACAUUCGACAUUUCAGAAUACACCACCAAACUUAAAGCUCAUUGGAAUGCAGAAGGUGGCAAUGCCUCCUAUGCCAUCCUCACUCGAUGUUUUGUGCUUAUAAGCGCAACGACCAGUCGCAUCAAGAUUGUCGAUACUUUGGUGAACUGCUUGAGGAUUCUUAUAGAAGCAGAUCCAGACAGUCUUUUGCCAGCGGUAUGGCUGGCUACAAACUCCAUUUCGCCGCCAUACAUCUCAUUGGAGUUGGGCCUUGGUGGAUCGGCAAUUUCAAAAGCCUUGAGACAAGUAUGUGGCCUAGACAGCCGCAGCCUCAAGGCCAUUUACGAUAAAUAUGGAGAUCCAGGCGAUGUUGCGUUCGAGGCCAAGAAAAAACAGAGCUUUACAUUGAGAAAGCCUAAACCACUUACCAUCAAAGGUGUCUUCCAGUCAUUGGUUAAAAUUGCUCAGAGCCAGGGCCAAGGAAGUGUCAACGUCAAGCAGCAAAUAGUAGACAGGCUUCUACAGGAUGCCCGAGGCGGCGAGGAAAGCAGAUUUGUUGUUCGAACCCUUUGUCAACAUCUACGGAUAGGAGCAGUCAAGACAACAAUGCUUAUUGCAUUAUCAAGAGCUUUUCUCCUGUCAAAGCCCCCCGGGGCUGACUUCGAAACCAGAGAUAUCAAGGAACUCGCUCGCCUCAAGAAAGAAGAGCUCGCCGAAACUUGGGCACGAGGCGAAGAAAUAGUCAAGGCUUGCUUUGCGCGGCGUCCUAACUACAAUGACCUCGUCCCGGUUCUUCUGGAGAUCGGGAUCACGGAUGAGUUGCUCGUGCGUUGCGGUCUCGCACUUCAUGUACCGCUGCGGCCUAUGCUGGGAAGCAUCACCAGAGAUCUCAGUGAAAUGCUCACAAAACUACAGGGGCGUGAUUUCGCUUGUGAAUUCAAGUAUGAUGGCCAGAGAGCCCAAGUCCACUGUGAUGAGAAUGGGGAAGUCUCAAUAUUCUCCAGACAUCUGGAAUUGAUGACUGACAAGUACCCUGAUCUUAUCGCCCUCAUCCCCAAGAUCAGAGGAGAGGGCGUUUCAAGCUUUAUCUUGGAGGGAGAAGUUGUAGCCGUCGACUCGAUGACGGGAGAUCUCAAGAACUUCCAGACGCUUACCAAUCGCGCUAGGAAGGACGUUGCAAUCGGUAGCAUUACAGUCAAUGUAUGCCUGUUCGCAUUCGACCUUAUGUUCCUCAACGGACAGCCACUCUUGGAUAGACCUUUCAGGGAGCGCCGCGAGUUGUUAAGGUCCCUUUUCAUCGAAGUUCCCCACAACUUUACUUGGGUCAAGAGUAUAGACGCAACAUCACAAGAUUCUGAAGCUGUGUUGGAGUUUUUCAAGGCUGCCACGGAUCUGAAGUGCGAAGGAUUGAUGGUGAAGAUAUUGGACAACUUACCAGAUAUUGCAUAUAAAGGCGAUGGUACUACUGAACCAGUAGAUGAGCAAGACAAAACCUCAAAAACGACUGUCGUUAAGGUGAAAGGCAAAACAAAGGCAAAAGCCGAUAAUGCCGAGCCCAAAAAAACACGAAGGAAGCCAUUACUCGCUACUUACGAACCCGACAAACGCCUUGAUUCGUGGCUCAAGGUGAAGAAGGACUACGACUCAACAUUCGAUACACUGGACCUUAUCCCCAUCGCGGCUUGGCAUGGCCAGGGAAGGAAAGCUAAAUGGUGGUCUCCGAUACUCCUCGCCGUCCGCAACGAGACUACGGGGUCGCUUGAGGCGGUCACCAAGUGCAUGUCAGGCUUUACGGAUGCCUUCUACAAGGCGAAUAGAGCAUUUUACAAUGACGGCGAGGAAGACGGCGAAAGACAGAACACACGAGCUCGACGACCAGCUUUCGUGGAAUACUCAGGCCCCGAACCUGAUGUCUGGUUCGAGCCUCAAGAGGUAUGGGAGAUGGCGUUUGCGGACAUAACUCUCAGUCCUACAUACACUGCCGCAAUCGGUUUGGUCAGCGAUGAAAGGGGCCUCAGCCUGCGAUUUCCUCGAUUUUUGAAGAAGCGAGAUGAUAAGAGUAUUGAUGAGGCCAGUUCCAGCGAAUUUCUUGCAAGCUUGUUCCGUAAGCAAGAGGCCAAGGCCCCGACGGCAGCACAGGGGACACUAGAUGAUGAAUUCGAAUAA